Molecule: messenger RNA, 3627 nt
Organism: Episyrphus balteatus (marmalade hoverfly)
Lineage: Eukaryota; Metazoa; Arthropoda; Insecta; Diptera; Syrphidae
Gene: Herc4
Product: probable E3 ubiquitin-protein ligase HERC4
Exons: 16
Coding region: 302-3469 (1055 amino acids)
Molecular function (GO): ubiquitin-protein transferase activity
Source: RefSeq, a predicted model, not a curated record
UUCGAUCAAAUUGUUUUAAACAUUUUCUUCAUUAUUUUUAACAUAAUUAAACUUUGUAUGGCUUCUUGACGAUUUGUGAUAAAGACAAAUUUAUUUAUAUAAAUUAUCACUAAAUCGUAGUUUCGAUAGUUCCUAUAUUUGUUUUAAUUUUAUUUUAAAUGUUAAUCAAAAAUCCAAAAGACAUUUCAUUUAAAUUGGAUUAAGUUUCUCAUUUUUGGAAAAAAAUAUCUUCUUUUUGAUGUGAUCAAUUUGUCUGCAUAGUUUUGGUGUUUUGUAAUAAAAACAAAAAAAAUUAUUUGAAAUGCGAAUAUUUGGUUGGGGCAAUACCAUUCAUGGCGAAUUAGGACUUGGUGGCAUUGAAGAUGAGUUUGUGUUAACUCCAAGACAAAUGACAUGGAAUCCCGAACAAGAAAUCGUUCAAGUUUCAUGUGGCUCAACGCAUACAUUGUUUGUGACAGCUAGCGGAAAGGUGUACUCUUGCGGGAACAAUGAUAAUGGUCAACUAGGACAUGAGCUGCCGACGAAAAGGCCACGUAUGUCCCUGUUUAAACCUAUAACCGUUCUCGAAAACUAUGAUGUCAAACAAGUUAGCUGUGGAGCUAAUCAUUCUUUAGCUCUCGACGAAUGGGGUCAUAUUUAUUGCUGGGGACUAGAUGAUUAUGGACAAUUAGGAUUUGGUGAUGGUGAAACAAGACAAACAGUUCCGAAAAUUCUCAAGCAUUUAGUAUCAAAGCAUAUAGUUCAAAUAGCAUGUGGACAUAAUCAUUGUUUGGCUCUAUCAAAUAGUGGAGAACUUUAUGCCUGGGGUUCUAACAUUUAUGGUCAAUUAGGGUUCGAUAAUGCUGAUUGCAAGCAUGCAGCUACCCCAAGACAGAUUACUGCAUUAAAAGGAAUACCUAUAAGCUAUAUUGCGUGCGGUGCUAACCACUCGUUUGCACUUUCCAAAUCUGGUGCUGUAUUCGGAUGGGGACGCAAUAAUCGUGGUCAACUUGGUUUGAAUGAUGAGGAUACUCGAAAGCUACCAACACAGCUUCGAACACUGCGUAGCCUUAAAGUUCGCUACAUUGCAUGUGGCGAAGAGUUUUCUGUGUUCUUGACAAAAGACGGUGGAGUGUUUACCUGUGGUGCUGGGACUUAUGGUCAACUGGGUCAUGGAAACAAUUGCAACGAAGCAUUGCCACGUAAAGUUAUGGAACUGAUGGGAAGUACCAUAACUCAAAUUGCUUGUGGUAAUCGACAUACCCUAGCGUUGGUGCCAUCCAGAGGAAGAGUUUAUGGAUUCGGAUUGGGCUGUUCUGGACAAUUGGGAACACGCUCAACUAAUAGUUCUUCAGUGCCUCAAGUUGUGCUUGGUCCAUGGGUUUCACCCAGUGGCUCAGCGUUACUAGCAAAUGAAAUAUCCGAAAUAAAUGCCUUGACAAUAAAACAAAUAUUUUCUGGUGGAGAUCAUGCUCUUGUUACGACCAAAUAUUUUAUGGAUAAAAUACCAGCAGUCGAUUAUCGUGUAUAUAAAUCUGAAACCCAAAUCCUUACGUUUACAAAUGAUUUGGCUAAAGAGUGUUUAAAAGUUGGAAAUGAAGCAUCAAUUGAUAUGGAUUUAUUAAGCUCUAUCGAAUUGAUAUUCAAAAGUCUAGAGUGCCUUAAUGGAUCGUUUCUCUUAGAUGACGAUCAUCAUUAUUGCUGUACAUCGAAACAUCAUGGCAUUGAUCUCGCCAAAGCUACCGAAGCCUUUGAAGAUAUUAGAAAAAUUGAAAACGAAAGUUUAAAACAAAUUAUACUAAAUACAAUAGACAGUGAUUUAAUUAGUUCACUUCUACCAUCACCACCUGAUGUGGAAACACUGAGAAUAUAUUUAACUUUGCCUUUAUAUCAUGAAUUUGACAAUUCCAAAAACUAUACGAUUUUACAUACACAAUUCAGCAAAGCUGUUAUGAAAUUAGAGGCGAUUCCAAGGAAAAUAAUCGGUCAAUGGUGGGCUGAGGCUCCUAUCGACUAUUUCGAGCAUUUAGUCUCAAAUUUUAAAAAUGUUGUGAGCUAUAUCAUCAAUUUUAAACUCUCUCUUAAAACAGGAACACAAAAAAAGGCAAUAUCAUUUGAACCAAAUCUAUUUGGUGCAUUAAAUCUACUUGUGUUUCUGCAUAAAAUUAAUCAUUCUCAAAGAACAGAAAAAGCAUCUUAUGAAAUAUUUCACCUACCUGAUCUAAUGGAUCAUGUUGACAUUCAACAGGAGUACAUUAAUUGGUAUAUGGAUAAAAAUUCACAGUUAUUUAAUAUCUGCAACUAUCCAUUUUUAUUUGAUGCAAUGAUUAAAACGAUUCUUUUGCAAACUGAUCAAGCACUUCAAAUGCAUACUGCAAUGCAAAAUGCUGUUGCCACAGGUAUUUUUGCAAUGUUUAAUAUGGCACCACCGACUUCACAAUUUAUUGUACUAAAUGUUACUCGUGAAAAUUUAGUUCAAGAUACACUGCGAGAAAUAAUGCAGUAUAGUCAAGCAGAUUUAAAAAAGCCACUUAAGGUUAAAUUCAAAGACGAAGAAGCCGAAGAUGCAGGUGGCGUUCGCAAAGAAUUCUUUAUGCUUUUACUAAAAGACAUUAUCGAUCCAAAAUAUGGAAUGUUCAAAGAAUUCGAAGACUCUCGUGCAGUCUGGUUUUCAGAUGUUUCCUUCGAAACGGAUGACAUGUAUUUCCUCAUUGGAAUAAUAUGCGGCUUAGCGAUAUAUAAUUUUACAAUCAUAAACUUGCCAUUCCCAUUGGCACUUUAUAAAAAGCUACUCAAUGAACCAGUAGAUCUUGGUGAUUUGCGUGAUCUAUCACCAACUUUAGCUAAUUCCAUGCAAAGCAUUUUAGACUAUCCGGAAGAUGAUUUAGAGCAAGUCUUCGAUUUGACUUUUGAAAUUACAAGAGAAAUAUUUGGUGAAUCAAAAGUUGAACAACUUAAACCGGGUGGUGAUAAAAUUUUUGUAAAUCAACAAAACAAAAAAGAAUUUGUCGAUCUCUAUGUAGAUUUCAUCUUCAACAAAUCGGUUCAAACUAAAUUCACGGAAUUUCAGAAAGGUUUUAUGAAGGUUUGUUGGGGUAGAGUUUUACAAAUUUUCAAACCACACGAACUUAUGGCUGUAGUUGUGGGAAAUGAAGACUAUGAUUGGCACGCAUUAGAAGCGAAUACAGUUUACAAAGGCGACUACACCUCAGGAGAUGAAACAAUUCGAUGGUUCUGGGAAGUCCUUCAUGAUCUCCCAAUUGAGGAAAAGAAAAAGUUUUUGUUGUUUUUAACAGGAAGUGAUCGUAUACCUAUUGGUGGCAUGAGCAAGAUACAAAUUAUAAUUCAACCAACCAACGAUGAUAAAUUCCUGCCAGUGGCUCAUACGUGCUUUAAUCUAUUGGAUUUGCCACGCUACAAAACAAAAGAACGUUUAAGAUAUAAAUUGCUACAAGCAAUACAACAAACUCAGGGAUUUAGUAUAGUUUAAAAAGAUAUUUUGUUAUAAAUGAUCUUGUUGCGGAUGUUUCGUUUUUCUUUUUAUAUAGAUAUAAAUCUGUUAGUAUGAACAAAUUGGCCUUAGAAGGAUUUCUUGAUUUUUUGUUUUAUUUUAUGCUAUGAGAGUAAAAAACAAAACUAUUUACGAUA